AAAACAUAAAGUAGAACGAAGGGCAUGUGACACUGAAUACUUUACAGGAACUACCUGAACAGUCACAUUUCUACUUUAUAUGGGAGGCAGAACAGAAAACAACUACCUGUGGAGAUGGGAAGCACAACCCCCCCAGUGAACUUCAAUGUGAGUGACAACUCUUCAGACCCAGCUAAGAAUGAGGAGGGCUACAGCGAGACGACGAUCCUGCUGGGCAUGGUCAUGUCCUUACUCGUCCUGUGCAUUGUCUUUGGCAAUAUCCUGGUCAUAACAGCAAUUGCCCGCUUCCAGCGUCUCCAAAAUGUCACCAACUGUUUCAUCACAUCUCUGGCCUGUGCUGACCUGGUCAUGGGUCUUAUUGUGAUUCCUUUCGGUGCCUGUUACAUCAUCUUCAAGACCUGGCAUUUUGGUAGUUUCUGGUGUGAGUUCUGGACUGCGACUGAUGUGCUCUGUGUGACUGCAAGCAUCGAGACCCUGUGUGUUAUAGCAAUAGACCGUUACCUAGCCAUCACUUCUCCCUUCCGCUACCAGUCGAUGCUGACCAAGUGCAAGGCUCGCAUUGUGGUUGUGCUGGUGUGGGUGAUUGCCGCUUUGAUAUCGUUCCUGCCCAUUCACAUGAAGUGGUGGAUAUCCGAUGAUGAGCAAGCAAAGGAAUGCAUUGCGAACAGUAGCUGCUGCGAGUUCUACACCAACAUGGCUUAUGCCAUCACCUCCUCCACCAUCUCCUUCUACAUCCCUUUGAUCAUCAUGGUUUUUGUGUACAGUCGUGUUUUCCAGGAGGCCAAGCGCCAGCUGAAGAAGAUUGACCAAAGUGUUGGACGUUUUCAUAACAGCGACAACACCACCCUCAAAUCUCUAGAGGCCAAUAAUGGUCGUGUCCACAAGAAGGUUAAGUUUUGCCUGCGGGAACACAAAGCCCUAAAGACACUGGGCAUCAUCAUGGGGAUCUUCACUCUGUGCUGGCUGCCCUUCUUUCUGCUCAACGUGGUGGUGGCCAUCUGGAAGGUGGAGAACAUUGACCUCACCUUCAGGAUACUGAACUGGAUAGGUUAUGCAAACUCUGCCUUCAACCCCAUUUACUGCCGGAGUCCUGAAUUCAGGUAUGCCUUCAAGGAAAUCCUCUGCAUGAAGAGGAACCGCCUCAGCAACCCGGGGCCCGUGAAUGGAUACAUCUACAGCAGGCACAGCUGGCAGAGUGAACAGCAAGGGAGGAGUAAGGGCAGCUCAGAGGACAGUGAUGCGAAUGAAGGGUGUCUAGGUAAAGGAGCAGGUGUCUGUAGUGUUGUGGACAGAGCAGUGGACCCUAACGGGAACUGCAGCAAAGGCCUUUCAACUGUCACGACUGUCCUUUAAACUUGGAGCCCUGAGACGUCUGUCAACAGGGCGAUCAAGACAUGUUUACACUGCUUUCAUAAAGUUUUUUUUCCAAUUGACUGAUGAAGGUAAGGCCAGUUGAACUGACCGGCAGAGUGUCUACAGACUGCUUUA
This is a messenger RNA of Lates calcarifer (barramundi perch), 1488 nucleotides long. RefSeq names its product beta-2 adrenergic receptor-like. NCBI's taxonomy places the organism in Eukaryota, Metazoa, Chordata, Actinopteri, Centropomidae. Gene Ontology annotation, biological process: negative regulation of smooth muscle contraction; norepinephrine-epinephrine-mediated vasodilation involved in regulation of systemic arterial blood pressure; adenylate cyclase-activating adrenergic receptor signaling pathway. Gene Ontology annotation, cellular component: membrane. Gene Ontology annotation, molecular function: norepinephrine binding; beta2-adrenergic receptor activity. The record is from RefSeq and is a predicted model, not a curated record.